AGUCACUGACCCUAUCGUAAUUUAACAACACAAAUCAUUACCUGUGGCUAUGGGACUUAUUAUUCAAGUAAAAAUAUCGUAUACAAGAAGUGUAUGGGCUGUUUCGUCGCUUGCUAGCUUAUGCUAUCUGAUAGCAUCGAGCUAGGCUAGUUAGCUUCUCGUAGUAACUAGCAGCGUGACCAUUGUCGUCAGUCUGUAUCGUGUUUUCUCAUCCAAAAUGUCGUUUUGGUCCCUUUUUAAUGUUUUACGUCGGUCACCGAGACCCGGUUGAGUGUGGCCACUCCGUCCGCUAGUACGGGGAGGCGUUGUACCCUUUUAGCUGCUUAGCUCCGCGCUAACUUGCUCGUUUGGUCAAACAUCGACACAUGGCACCGGCACCUCGUAGUUUAGCCCCCCAUACAGGACCCGAGCAGCACCUUCGCCCGUCACGCCGUCGGUCGCCUCAACUGGCGUGUAAACACGAUGGCCGGCGUUGGGCUGAUCGGUCGGCGCAUGACGGCAGCUUCGCUCCGAGCCGGAAAAGAGGUCCACCUGAGCCGCCAUGUGUCAGCAGACGGUGGCCUUUUGGCGGCUCGCAGCUACAAAAUAUGGUGCUGGUGAGCACUGGUUAGCGUGUCUACAUGUUGGAGGAGCAGCUGCACCCGAGUGGAGAUGUCUCCCUACAGGGGGAGGCUGGUCUGGAGGUGGUGGAGGGCGAGACGGAGCCCAGCAUGCUGCUGCAGAAGCUCAAGACCAACAUCUCUAAGAAUGUUCAAACCAAAGUGGACCACAUCCUGCAAGAUGUUCAACGUUUCUCCGACAAUGACAAACUCUACUUGUACCUCCAGCUGCCCUCGGGACUUGGGGCCGGCGACAAGAGCGGGGGUGACAGUUCGUUCAACACAUCAGAGCAACUUCACACCUGCAACUGGAUCCGCAGCCACCUGGAGGAGCACUCGGACACAUGCCUCCCCAAACAGGACGUCUACGAGACUUACAAGCGCUACUGUGAGAACCUGCAGCAUCGUCCGCUGAGCGCCGCCAACUUUGGGAAGAUCAUCCGAGACAUUUUCCCUAAUAUCAAGGCCCGCAGGCUCGGUGGCAGAGGACAGUCCAAAUACUGUUACAGCGGCAUCAGGAGGAAGACGGUUCUCAACAUGCCUCUGCUGCCCAACCUGGACCUGAAGAACGACCCGGCGGAGCUGACUGAGCUUGUGCAAACGUACAAGCAGGAGGUGACGGAGGCGGCGUGCGAGCUCAUCUGCGAUUGGGCGCAGAAGAUCCUGAAGCGUUCGUUUGACACGGUGGUGGAGAUCGCUCGAUACCUCAUCCAGGAGCAUAUCGUCAACCCUCGCUGCAGCCAGGCGGAGCUGGUGGCGUCCGCAGCGCUCGCCGGGGGUCCCGCAAAACCUCACAAGGUCAUCAAGAAAACGCCACUUGCGUCCAAAUGUGAGGGCGACAGCGCUGCGGAUCACAAGAGGGAAUCUGGAGACUCCGCCUCCUCGUUGGUUGUGAAGCUGCCGUCCGCUGACAAGUCCAAACCUCUGUCGCUGGAAGCUCCUCCUUCUCCCGCCUCCUCCUCACUGCGUCCUGCGGUGGAGGCCUACAUGAAGCAGUUACCCAGAAUCCUCCCCCGGAGUUCCAUCCCAGACAAGAGCCAGCUGUCCGUGCGCUCCUCGCCGCCCUCGCUGGCGCCCAAAGAUGCUUCAGGUGUGGGCGGGGCAUCCGGCACAGGCGGUCCUGCUGCUGCGGCAGCGGCCAGCGGCGGCGGUGUGAAGGUCAUUGCCAUGGCAACGCUGCCCCAACAGCAAGGUGGCCCAGUGCCGCUGAUGAUUGUUCCUCAGGGCUGUUUGUCCUAUGAGAGGGAGAAAGUCACUCCGCCCACCUCUGUGGGCCAGAAAGUACGAGAGGGCGCCAACAAGCGUCCCCUUGAGGUGACGUCGGGUGCUUCAUUGGGUGGACCCGGCGGCUUGGCGACGCUCCCAGUGAAACGCAAACGAGGAAGACCGAGAAAACCUCGACCGGAGGAUGCUUUGCCUCCCCCCUCCCUUUCCCAACAGCCUCCUCCUCUGCCCGCAGCCCCUCCCCACGGCCCCGUCAUCACCUCAGUGACCGGCGGCGUGAUCCAGAAGGCUUCCUCCUCCACAUCUGUGUCACAGUCUGUGCUGGGGCUGGUGAUCCAGGAGCAACCGGGCCUGGUUCUGAGCCAACUUCCGAUCACGUCAGACACCGGCCCGCGGCUGGUCGAUCACCGAGGCGUGGUGGUGCAGUGCCAGCCAGGAGGGACCACCGAGCCGGACCACCACGCACGGCCGCUUCUCCUCUUCCAGAGUCCGGGGAACGCCGGCAGGGAGUUGGCGGCGGCGACGGGACGCACACCCAUGGUGGAGGUGAUCCAGAAGACUCCCAGACCCGGCAAUAACAACAGUGGCGCUGCACUACCUCCCCCCAGGCUGCACCAGGAGCACGGGGAAGUGGAAAUCACGCUGACGCCGGUCGAGGUCAACCUCCCGCCGCCUCUGCCUUCUUCGGCUUCUGUUAAACAACAGGAGAAACGGGAAGAGAGGGAGGGGCCUCCUCCUUAGCUUCAGCCCACUCCGAGUCCCUUUUGGUGGAAAUCCCAGAUUGGCUCGGCCAAUUGAGGAGGAUGAAUGAAGCCAAACCUCGCUGACGGUCCAUCAGCUGCCAUUGCACUCAACACGCACUGUGACCUCGCCCCCCCCCCCCCCCCCCCCCCUACCCACCCACGUUUACGCUCGCCAUCGCACAGCCGUCCAUUUGGAGGAAGGAGUUCAGUAUUGAUGGGAGUUCUUUUGGUACUACGGGUCAGAACCUUGUCAUGGUUCUUCAUGGCUGACCUCUCUGAGCAGAACUCAGCCUUGUCAAUCAGCUGCUCCGUGUGUGUGUGUGUGUGUGUCAAAGACACGCCCCCAUCACGCCUCCAUGAACGUGCACUUGUAUGACGUCAUCGCUGAUGACAGACAGAAAAGACAAAGCACAAAGCAAAUGUUCCAAUGCAGUAAAUGGACGUUUAUUAGCCUGCUAGCCCACCUAGCUCAUGCUUUGUUUGCACUAACACGCCUACAUCGGCAAUUCUUUUUGCAUUAUCAUACAAGGACAAUAAAGCUGACCUCGGAAGGAGGCGGAGUUUCACUCUGUUCACUUCACCGCCGGUGCUAUGAUCCUCGGGCCGCCGUGGACCGACAUCAUUUUCUGUGUGUGUUGUGGCAUCAGCAUAUCACAUGACCUGACCUUCAGACCGAAACAAGUGGGGAAAAACCACAUCAUGUGACGCCUUUGUUCCCACGGCAACCUGAUGCACUGAUGUUUGCAGGAACAGGACGCUCACUUCCUGUCGGCAAAGUCAACCCUCAAGCCGGGGGACCUUUGACAUGUGACCAACGCCUACACCAGGAUGCACUUUGGGCUUUUUGGGAAGAUUGGAAGGGUCGUCGCUACUUGGAAUGAUGACCUGAUGCCCGACGAGGGAAGGGUCCAAGCAGAACCGGGUCACAUAAUCAAAGAUAAAGGAUCGGGAAUCGGGUAGCACAUGUUGUAUUGCACUUUCAUAGGGAAAGGAAAACAAAUGUAGACCUAUGGCGGAUGGAACACUCCUGUUAGCAUUCUGAACCAUCGCGGCUCGUCGGGAAGCCGUGUCGGCGGUCCACAAAGUGGUUCUGUUGUGGUUGUGACGUCAUCAAACUGUUCACGUCACGGUAGACAACAACACGUCUAUUUGUGGAGUAAAUCAAUGUUUUUUUUAUGAAAUGCUUCUUGUGUUUGUGUGUGCACUUUUUGUUGCAAUGACGACACUCUAGUGUCCUGCAUGGUUUUCCUGUAACGUUUUUGUAUUUUAUUCCUGCUUUGUGUUUAUUGUUUUUUGCACUUUAUUCGUGAAAUGUUUUGUCGGUCCAAGUGUUAAAAAAAAAAAAACCUGACUAAUCAGCGAAAUGCACCUUUAAUUUCCCUACCAGUCUUAUUUACUGUUUGUUGUGAAGAGAAACAGAAAGUGAUCACUCGUGUGAUGGAUCUAUUUUCCGACGCCGCCUGAUGGGAAUAAAACGUCAU
Molecule: messenger RNA, 4047 nt
Organism: Doryrhamphus excisus (bluestripe pipefish)
Lineage: Eukaryota; Metazoa; Chordata; Actinopteri; Syngnathiformes; Syngnathidae
Source: RefSeq, a predicted model, not a curated record